UAUGUCCAUUCAUCUCUCAGGAAUCAGCUGCAGUCAGGAUGGCAGAGAAAAAGAUGUCGUCGAGCCGGAGGAAUCAGCUCAAGAGCUUGCUGCUGCAGAUCGUUGAGGCGAUACUGGAGGAGGAGGCGCAGGAGGACGAGGAGGAGAAGAUGAAGCACAUGGAGGAGAACUGCCCCGCCCUCUCCAUCCCAGGCUGCAUGCAGGAGCUCCAGGAACUGUGCCGGAAACUACACAAGCAGAUUGAUUUGGUGGACGAGGACCGAUACGACGUGGAGGUCAAAGUAACAAUGUCCAAUAAGGAGAUCAACGACCUGAAGCUGAAGGUUCAGGAUCUGAAGGGGAAGUUUAAGAAGCCGGCCCUGAAGAAGGUGCGGAUGUCGGCCGACGCCAUGCUGGCCGCUCUGCUGGGCUCCAAACAUAAAGUGUCCAUGGACCUGAGAGCCAACCUGAAGCAGGUCAAGAAGGAGGUCAAAGAGGAGGAGAAGCAAUCGGGCGACUGGAGGAAGAACAUUGAAGACAAGGCCGGGAUGGACGGCAGGAAGAAGAUGUUCCAGACAGAAGCUUAAACAGCAGCGUGUUGUUCCUCUGUUAACCAGUAUUAUUCAUUUCUGUGUAUUAUGUCAGUUCAUGUUGUUGGCAAUGUGUAUAGAAUAAAUAAAUCAUUUGAUGCUUUUGUG
Sebastes umbrosus (honeycomb rockfish) is the source of this 677-nucleotide messenger RNA. Its product is annotated as troponin I, fast skeletal muscle-like. The transcript has 6 exons. Gene Ontology annotation, cellular component: troponin complex. Gene Ontology annotation, biological process: muscle contraction. Bases 39 to 566 code for a protein of 175 amino acids. NCBI's taxonomy places the organism in Eukaryota, Metazoa, Chordata, Actinopteri, Perciformes, Sebastidae. The record is from RefSeq and is a predicted model, not a curated record.